CCGCCGCGUCCUCCUCCUCCGCCACAACACACACACACAGCACGGGAGGGGGUGCGAGAGGGGAGGGGAGGAAGAGGGAGGGAGGUAAGAGAGGUGAGGAGGAGGAGGAGGGAGAAGAAGGAGAAAAAUAAGAACAAGGUCCCGGUUGAGGAAUUCUGGACAUAUACAACGUGAAAAUGACGAUGUCCGUCCCGGAGAGGAAAUCAGGAUCGGAGGGGAAGGAGGAGGAGAGCGAGGAUGAGAGCGAGAUCGUGGAGGAGAGCCCGUGCGGCCGCUGGCAGAAGCGCAAGGAGCAGGUCAGCCAAGGAAAUGUCCCCGGGGUGGAGAGUGCGUCCCUGGCCAUGGACACAGAGGAGGGUGUGGAGGUGGUGUGGAACGAGGUGCUCUUCUCCGACAAGAAGGUCUUCAAAGCACAGGAGGAGACGAUCAAGGAGAUGUUUGAGAACCUGAUGCAGGUCGAACACCCGAACAUCGUCAAGUUCCACAGGUACUGGCUGGACAUGCAGGAGAGCCAGGCUCGGGUUAUAUUCAUCACAGAAUACAUGUCGUCAGGCAGCCUUAAGCAGUUCCUGAAGAAAACUAAGAAGAACCACAAGACCAUGAAUGUGAAGGCCUGGAAGAGAUGGUGCACUCAGAUUCUCUCAGCUCUCAGUUAUCUCCACUCCUGUGAACCACCAAUAAUCCAUGGCAACCUGACGUGUGACACCAUCUUCAUCCAGCACAACGGCCUCAUCAAGAUCGGCUCAGUGUGGCACCGGCUAUUUGUUAAUGUGUUUCCAGAUGCCAGUCUUCACGGUAAAGAGAGGCAACAUCGUGACGAGCAGAGGAAUCUGCAUUUUUUCGCUCCGGAAUACGGAGCCGGCGAAGAUGAUUACGCCAUGGACAUUUUCUCCUUUGGCAUCUGCGCUCUCGAGAUGGCAGUACUGGAGAUCCAGGCCAACGGGGAUACAGCUGUGUCCAAGGAGGCCAUCCUCAAUGCAGGUCAAUCUCUGGAAGACCCUCUCAUGAGAGAGUUCACACAGUCUUGUUUGCGUCACGAAAGAAAGCUCCGUCCCACGGCUCACGACCUUCUGUUCCACCGAGUCUUGUUCGAGGUCCACUCCCUCAAACUGCUCGCCGCCCACUGCCUCAUCAAUAACCAGUACUUGCUCCCUGAGAACUGUGUGGAGGAGAAAACCAAGUCCUUCGACCCCAGUGCUGUCAUGGCAGAGAUUAAACACGAGGACAGACCGGGAGUUCAGCUCAAAUAUUCACACGUGUCUCCUUUGGAGCUUGAUAAGUUUCUGGAGGAUGUGAAGAAUGGGAUUUACCCGCUGAUGAACUUUGCCUCGUCCCGGCCUCAUCCCGUCCCUCGAGCCCUGUCCUUGUCUCACGAGCAGGUCGAGACAGUGAAGACGCCGACUCCUGAACCUCAGGAGACAGAAUCUAGAAAGGUUGUUCAGAUGCACUGUAAUUUGGAGUCAAAUGAAGAAGGGACCAAAACUCAUCUCUCGUUGUUUCUGAAGAUGGAUGAUAAACUUCACAGGCAGCUCAGCUGUGACAUCCUUCCAACUGACACCUCCAAAGACCUUGCCAGUGAACUUGUUCACCAUGCCUUCAUUACUGAGGAGGACAGUGAGAAGGUGGCGGGGUUCCUGGAGGACGCCAUCAGCCGACACCGGGUCCGAGCGCUCGCCUCUGGCAGCACACAGUGAGGAGAGGGUCACAACGAUGUCGGGCCCGGACUUAAGGGGCCCACAGUGUUGACCAUAAGGAUAAAGACAGGGAGAGGGCAGGAUCACACAGAGGGGAGCCGACCCAUUUGGGGAUAAAACGGGGACAAAUGCAGAAGGACGCUGGGUCUUGACAGUCAGUAAUCCAUCCCAGAGAGAAGGAGGAGACACGGGCACUGAGAGAGGAACUGAAGGCACCUCUGGUUGGACGACUAGAGGCAUCAUGGCCGUGUUCAGCAAUCCCACAAUGCAGUGGCAGAUCGACAAACUCCCUGCCUAAAAGGGCUAUCACGCCUUAAUAUAUUUUACAACUAAGGUUUUUCCAUAAUGUCACUAAUCAGAACGGAUAUGUUUCACUUUGAAUGCAGCAGCCGCCUUUGCAGGAACGUUUUAUCGCUCAUAAGCAUCAGUUUGCACUCCAACGUCCACGUUGAUUGGUGACGACUUACACUGAAAUGUAAACAAAGUCAUUUACUAAGGCCUCUCUCUCCCUCCUCAGCCAGAACAUUCAUUUUAUUACCUUUUGGGGGAAUUUAAUAUUCCAUAAAACCUGUACUGUUCAUCCUUAUUUAUUUCACUUUAACUGUGAACGAUAGCAUCUAACAUGUUUUUCUUUUUUAUUAUUAUCUGCAAAAUUAACACACCUUACUGCGCUCUCGGGUUAAAGGCUCUUUCUCCCGGAGGUAAACACACCGCGCCUACAUGUAGUGAUGAGAUGAUGCCUCUCUUUUAGCCUGUAGUGCUCUUAAGGGUUUUCCCUGUAAAAGUGUUCUGAACGCCAAAGACUUGCAAAGUGCCUGAUAAGGCAAUGUACUUUGGAGAAAGAUUUCCUAAUGAAGAAAUCACACCCAACUUGAAUUUUUUUUAAAUUUAAACUUAGUCAGGCUGACCAUUUUAAAACUGGAAAUAUUUGAGACUCCUAUCCACAAAGUCCACAAAGUCAGCCUGUGAGAAUAGGAGCAUGAACUCGACACCCCCGACAAUGGGAGCUCCAUUAAGAGCUGCAGCCGCUGUACAUUGGACAAAUGGAUCAGAUGAUAAUUCUCUCUGUUCCAGUCAAUAUUGGUUUUGGAAGAGCUACAGCUUAUGUAAAAAGAAAAAUUGGAAUACAUCACGAGAAGCCUGAGAUUUAGAGUCAUAGUCCUAUAUGAAUGGGAGAAAAGGUUUUGGUGAUUUGACCUUAAGACUUAUCAAUACAAAUGCUAUAUUGUUAAUAAAUGUUACUGCUAUACUUAUUUUGUUGUAUCCCCCCAAAACUGGCUGAAAAUACUUUCUAACAAUGAAUUUGAUUUGUAAACAGGUCUGGAGGAGUUUGAAGAGAAAAAUCCACCCAAGUGUUCUGAAACCUUAUGGUGCAAGUAGAGAAUAUUCAAGGUUAAAGUGUGUUGGUGAGGUGUCUGGCCAUCUGGCAAAAGAUUACACAUUGGUCUAAUUAUAAUAACCAUGAUAAUAUCUUAAUUUAUGCAGCAAUUCUCCAAAUAAUGUUACAAAGUGCUGCAUAUACAAAAAUAAGAACAUACAGACAACAUGAUAACAAAUGAAAACACUCAAAAACAGAUAAAAACACUAAAGAAUUUUAAAAGUGACCCAAAAAAAUAAUGAAAAAUACAAUUUAGUAAAAUUAAGAAAUGCGAUACAAUAAAAGUACUUUUUAAGCUUUGUAUUAAAGUUACUGACUCAGCCUGCAGUAUUUCCUCGGGCAGGUUGUUCCAGAGCCUCUAAACGAACAUAACUGCCCCAUAGGGAUGAGAUCUAGGGAGUUGCAUCAUUUUCAUACUCAUCAAGCUGCUUAUUGACCCCUCGUGACUCAACUCACCAUAUCACGGUUUUCCACAUCUAUGGUUUGUGCUCAGCUGAACUCUCAAAUGUGCAUUAAUCUGAGUAAUGAAGGAUUGAUGCACUGCAGCCAUGAUACCAUAACAUACCUCUCCAAGUAACAGUCAGCUGAGGCAGAGUCUGUCUUGUGUUCUGUUCCUCACAUGUCACAAAUCAAGUUACUGCUGCUAUUGAAACACUCAGCUGAACUCAAGCCCCAACAAUGAAACCUCUUUCAACAUCACUGGGAUCUGUUCCUUCUCCCAUUUUGAUACAACAUCAAAAUUAACUGGAUUCAGCAUUUUCAUACAUGCAAGUGGGACUUGAGUUAAUUGCUACUCUGCAUCAUGAAGUGCAUCUGCAUCUUUUCUCUUUCUCCACUCAUUCAUUCAGUUUUUUCCGCUUGAAUGGUUUAUCUGUUUAUAUUUGUAUCUCAAAUAUCUUUUAUGAUGGAUAAGCAUUCAGCAUUUCCAUUGGCUUCUCAAACAUCAUUUCUGACUGAAUGUUCUGUGUGAGGCCUAUUUCCAAGAACAAAAUGUGCUUCUGUUUGAGACAAUGUCAGAGUGAACCUUGGAAUUGAUUUCACCGCAGCCCACGCAAAACACAAAAAUAGGAAACAUCUUCGGCUCUGCGAGAUUUGCUCGUAUAAAAGCUCAAUAUUUGCACCAUAAAAUAACUUUUGGGUGGAUUUUUUCUCUACAAAAAACAGUGAAAUGUCUUAAGAGUUUUCAGGAGAAUGCUCUCAUCCGUCAGACUCACUUAGUUCUGCUUCAUUUGUUUCCUGGGUGUGUAAAGUGGCAGUUUCAUAACAGUUGCGCUGCUGUACAGUCGUUGCUUACAGUGCUUACUUACUAUAACUCUGUGUCGAGCCUUUUUAUCAGCGUGUCCUUGAAGACAGAGGCCCUGAAUUCAACCAGACAUUCACUUGCUAGAGGCCGUGGUGUACAUAUUUGUUUGUGGCUAUUAAAGGGGGCUUUACUUUGGAUAGAAAUUCAAAGCAAAGCCAUUGCUCUCAUUUGAUCUUGUAAGCUGCAUGUCUUAAUAGCCUGCGAACAUUCAAAACUUAGCAUUUUGCCUUUUUCUCAGUCACAGUUCGGUCCCACCGGGGACGCGACCAAGGAAAUGAAUGUUUAGACUGUGCAAACAUGACAAAAAAAAUCCAUAUCAGUCUUACAUUAUGUCUGAUUUACUUUUGUUUCCUGUGACUCUGUUGAAUGAAAUUUGCCUUUGGAUGUGUUCCACUUAAACCUUUGUUAAAUAUUGUUGGUACUGCAAUCAAUUAAAUGACAAUAAACUAUAUGUAAAAUGUU
This is a messenger RNA of Pleuronectes platessa (European plaice), 4837 nucleotides long. RefSeq names its product nuclear receptor-binding protein 2. Gene Ontology annotation, molecular function: ATP binding; protein serine/threonine kinase activity. The record is from RefSeq and is a predicted model, not a curated record. Lineage: Eukaryota; Metazoa; Chordata; Actinopteri; Pleuronectiformes; Pleuronectidae. The transcript is spliced from 18 exons. Gene Ontology annotation, cellular component: cytoplasm; endomembrane system. Gene Ontology annotation, biological process: intracellular signal transduction; protein phosphorylation; endoplasmic reticulum to Golgi vesicle-mediated transport. Bases 177 to 1694 code for a protein of 505 amino acids.